GAUCGGCACUGUCCUAGUCUCUCCGCCACUGCCGUUAGCCUCGCCGUCGCUGCUGUCCGCUUGCCGACACUGCUGUCUGCUCGCCGCCGCUGCUCUCUCCUCUCCGUUGCUGCUCUCUGCUCGCCGAGUUGCCUGUUUACAGCAGAGGGAAUUUCAUCAGAGGAGAAGACAUGGGUUGCCCUAUACAAGCAUUUCUUGCCUCCUAAAUUUGCUCGAACAGUGACAGACUUGAUUGAUCAAAAAACUGAGCUGGAGGAUGCAAGUGGGCAGAGGUGGACGGUAACUUUAUCCAAAUAUGAUGGGUCCUUGGCUUUCCAACAGGGAUGGCCUGCUUUUUCACUCGAACAUGGUCUAGAAAUUGGAGAUUUUGUGUUAUUCCAUUACAUAGAGCAAUCUCACUUUGUUGUUCAAAUCUAUGGAAAAAGUGGGUGUGAAAAACUCUAUUUUUCAAAGGAAAAUAGCAAUCUGAAGAAACGAACAAGGGCUGACAGAGAUUCCAGUGCCAAAGAUGAACAAUGCCACACAAUUGAUAAUGUUUUUAUAAAUUCUAUGAACAAAGAGGGUUCAAAUACUUCUGCUGUAUCUGAUGUUCCCAGAACAAAAUGCAUCGAAGAACCAUUUUAUAUGAUUGAUAGAGAUUCUGGGGUAGGACAAGUGGACCGCUUGAGCUCUUUAUAUGACUUGGCAGACUUUGAAAUGCCGAGGACAUCCAGUGUUGAUGGAACUAAAGACGUUCUGGUAGAAGAUGUAAGGCCCCUUUCCCAUGUUAAUACAAUGCCGCAAUCUGAAGCUGAAGCUGAAAUAGUGGAUAAGUUACCUGUGACUGAAGAGGUAGUGAGCCAGACAACGCUUUCAGAUGUACCUAACUUGCCAAUUCUUGAGAAAAAUAGGGAGUUUCAAAUGAUGGAUAACGUGUCUGAUCAAGAUUAUGGCAAUGGCAACACUUCUGGGCGAGAGCGGAGGAGCAAGACACGAUAUAGCAGCAAUAAGGAUUUGAUAUCCCAGAAAGAUACUUCCCUCAUGGAAAGGUGUCAAAGUAUGCAACAGAAGUUUGCCGGUGUGUCAAAGUUCUGUGAAUUUCCAGCCUCUGUUCAAACUUGGAAUUGUCAAUCUGGAGAGAGGAUGAAAGUGGUUAAAAAAGAGCGGGUGGAGAUGAGGGCAAAGAAGAUGAUGCAUGGAAAGUAUCCAGAGAUCAAGGAGUGUGACAGUAGUUCCAGUCCUUCCAUGAAAGAUAAUGAUCAUGUGUACAAAGUGGUGAAAACUGAACUUGUUGAUGCAACCUCUACACUUUCAGUCAAAAUCCCUUUCUUGGCUGUGACGGGCAGGCUGUCUUUUCUUGAGUUGCCGAGUUGCUUGCCGUCGGUUUCAUUCAGGGGACGGCCAAUAAUGGAAAGGAAGGUAUUAGUUCGCCUUCGAGACCCAGUAUCUAGACUGUGGCCAGUCAUCUACCAUGAGAAACAGGGUAUCAAAGUCUUGGCAAGUGGUUGGGAAGCAUUUUGCAAGGCAAAUCGCAUUCAGGUUGGAGAUGAAUGUUUUUUUGAAAUUGAGGAUGUGUCGGAGUGCAUUUAUGAAGUUAGUGUUGAUAGGAAGUAAGAUGGAGCUUCAAACUCUUCUAGUUUCAACAGUACAUAUCAGUACUUUGCCAAAUAUGAUGACUAGAAUCUAUGAAACAUAUAUUUUGAGUUAGGAAAGUGUUACACUUAUAUUAUUUUUGUACAUAACUUAUGACUUGUUGAAAAUAUAAGUUAUCUUGAUGGAUAUUUUGCUUUAAAAUGUCAAAAAAUAGAACUUGCUAUA
This is a messenger RNA of Camellia sinensis, 1797 nucleotides long. The record is from RefSeq and is a predicted model, not a curated record. NCBI's taxonomy places the organism in Eukaryota, Viridiplantae, Streptophyta, Magnoliopsida, Ericales, Theaceae.